AUGGCGGACCCAAAUCCAUUCCUUAUGGCUGAUCAAAACCCUGAAAGAAAUGGAUCUUCCAGCCAAUCCAACCUGCAGGUUCCCGAUUUGGCCCUCCAAAAGAAGCCUAAGAGAAACAAGUUUGCUUUAGCUUGCUCUAUUUUGGCUUCGAUGACAUCAAUCUUACUCGGAUAUGAUACAGGAGUGAUGAGUGGAGCUACGAUUUACAUCAAGGAAGACCUCAAAAUCACCGAUGUACAAAUAGAGAUCCUGGUAGGGACCAUAAAUAUCUACGCCCUUGUUGGUGCCGCCGUGGCCGGACGGACCUCCGACUGGAUUGGCCGCCGUUACACCAUAAUAUUCGCGUCGGCAAUCUUCUUUGUCGGAGCUCUUUUAAUGGGCUUGGCCACCAACUAUUCAUAUCUUAUGUUCGGCCGGUUUGUGGCCGGGAUCGGAGUUGGCUAUGCUCUGAUGAUCGCUCCCGUGUACACCGCCGAGGUAUCUCCGGCGGCAUCUCGUGGAUUCCUCACUUCUUUCCCUGAAGUCUUCAUAACCCUGGGUGUAUUGCUAGGAUAUGUAUCCAAUUAUGCAUUUGCCAAACUCCCAACAAACUUGGGCUGGCGACUCAUGCUUGGUAUUGGUGCUCUUCCAUCAAUUUUCCUAGCUGUGGGUGUCCUAGCCAUGCCCGAGUCACCCCGGUGGCUAGUCAUGCAAGGUCGUUUAGGCGAUGCAAAGAGAGUCUUAGAUAAAACCUCGGACUCGUUAGAAGAGGCCCAAAUUAGAUUGGCCGAUAUUAAAGAGGCUGCUGGAUUGUCAGAAGAUUACGACGAAGACAUCAUUUCUGUUCCGAAACGAAGCCAUGGCGAGGACGUAUGGAAAGAAAUCUUCCUCCACCCUACGCCGACCGUCCAACACAUUAUGUUGGUGGGCAUUGGCGUACAUUUUUUUCAACAGGCGAGUGGCAUAGAUGCUGUUGUGUUAUACAGUCCCAGAAUUUUUGAAAAAGCUGGUUUAAAAAGUGACACAGACAAACUACUCGCUACUAUAGCUGUUGGAUGCUCCAAGACGGUCUUCACCCUAGUGUCUACAUUUUUCCUAGACAAGGUUGGACGUCGAUUUUUACUCCUCUCAAGUUGCGGUGGUAUGAUAAUCUGCCUCAUAGGUCUAGCCACUGGAUUGACCAUAAUUGAUCACUAUCCCGAUCAACAUUUAACAUGGGCCAUUGCCUUGUGCAUUCUCAUGACAUUGUUAUCCGUCGCUUUUUUCUCGACGGGGAUGGGUCCCAUUGCAUGGGUCUACAGUUCCGAGAUCUUCCCAUUGAGGCUAAGGGCCCAAGGGUGCGGUAUGGGAGUGGCAGUUAACAGAUUCGUCAGUGGGGUGAUCUUAAUGUCAUUUAUAUCUCUGUACGAGAGCAUUACAAUUGGAGGGGCAUUCUUUUUGUUCGCAGGGAUUGCAAUUAUAGCUUGGAUUUUCUUCUAUACAUUGCUACCAGAGACGCGGGGAAGAAGCCUAGAGGAUAUGGAGGUCCUGUUUGGUAGUUUCUGUAGGUGGAGAUCCACCAGUAAUAAAAUAGAGAAGGAAGAAGGGCAAUAUUAA
Messenger RNA from Fraxinus pennsylvanica, 1575 nucleotides. The record is from the annotation of a GenBank genome assembly. Lineage: Eukaryota; Viridiplantae; Streptophyta; Magnoliopsida; Lamiales; Oleaceae.